GGGGUAGUGUUGGCUAAAUCUUGUGGAUCUAAAAAAUGAUUUCUGUAGCCUGUAUGUUUGUGAAACAUUUUCUUCAGCUGUCUGGUAUUCUGUCAACAGUCAGUCUACAGUUUCUUCAACAUCUGUAGAGGCUCUGUGAUAUUCCUGAAAGCUGGCUUGCAACAUGUAUUGGUCCUGAGAUUAUGUACAUGCAUACAGAGCUGUUUACUGUUCCCACUUCCAGUAUUUGGAAAGGUAAUUACACUAACGCACAUUCAUACAGAGAGAGAGAGGGAGAGCGAGAGAGAGAGAGAGAGAGAGAGAGAGUCCUUCCUCCCUCCUCCGGUUUCCUGUCAGAGCAGUGUGUGUGUGUGUGUGUGUGUGUGUGUGUGUGUGUGUGUGUGUGUGUUUUCAGCGUGAGUAUACAGAGUGGGUGUGUGUAUAAUUCAGCAGUGACUCUCCAGCUGCUGAGCGGAGUGGAGCGCACAGACGAGGGAAAACACCAAACUCAGUCCUCCUCUGAACUUCUCUAAACGUCAGCUUUCAUGUGAAUGUGAGUGUUUGGACAGAGGACACGCGGAAACAUGGCGGGACAGCUCUGCUCUUCAUCUUCAAGGGGAGUUUUAUCGAUCUUUCUCUUAACGGUGCUGCUGGAGUCCGGGACCGCCGGUAAGUUGCGCAUGUUCCUGACUUUAAUGACGCUCUUUUCUUAUUGCUCUGAGGUCAUAACGCCACUCGAUAAUGUCAGCUCCAAGGUAAUUAAAUCAAACGUGGACUGUGUGUCUGUAAUGAGCCUGGGAAACUUCUCCUGUAGCAAGUUACGCACGGCUCCGCGGAAAGCCGAGGACAGCCGGGCGCAACAGGUGACUCAACGGCGGACUCACGGCUCAGAAAUGCUCUUAGUGUUGGGUUCUCUUAUAGGCUUAUUUACUCACCGUGAUGCCAGCUGUGAAAGAGCAUAUCUAUAAUCGGUACUGAUAUGAAUAUCGGAGAGACAUUGGUUGAGAAGCACUGGUGGAAAUCCCUGAGAUCUGAUCGGACUUGAGAGUUUCGUGGUCCGUGGACCUAAGUGCAAAGUUGGGCUGCUGGCUUGCGUUUACUUCAUUAAAUAUCAUCAACAGAGUGGGGAAAAAACUAAAAUGAAUAAAAGAAAAAAUAAAUCAUUUGAUUCGUUUUGUUUACCAAAUCCUUCCUGUCUGAGUGAACUGACAGCAGUGAGUUUUAGUCCAAAAAUCAUGCUUGUUAGUGAAAGCAGGGGCCAUUCAAUCCAUCAGUUCUUCAUUUCAGGAACUUUGAUCUGAUAUUUAAUCAUUCUGCCAACUAAAGUGAUAGCUCUAAAUGCCCCUGUGGUUUAAAAGUCACCAAUUAUGAGUCUUUCUGUGAACGUUUGGUAGUGAUAUUAAUGUGAGUUUAUGCAAACUAGUGUUUGGCUGCACUGUUCAGUCAAGUCUGGAUGUUUUGUGCAUCAUUUCAGACGAGUGCUGCCUUAUCUUUGUAAAGGCAUCAGUGGUGUCCAGCUGUUUAUGUGGGUUUAUCUCUCUCCACUCUGAGCAUUCAGUGAGAAUUGAUCUGAGGUUAUGUGUUUAAGACUCACACUAAACAGGCUUGGUGGCACUUUCUCUCCUCUGCACUCUAAUCCAUGUGUUAACAGCUGUAUUUAACAGCCUUGGCAACUUUCCAUGUGUCAUAACACCUCCUGUACCGGUUAACCUCAGGAACUUCCCCAUGCCUGAUGGCAGGUGGGCAGAGUAAAUGCAGAAUAAUCCUGUCCUUGUUUCUUUGAAACUUUGUCGAUAUGUUGUUGCUUUUCUCCUUCUCCUCCUCUUCAUCUUCCCCAUGUCCCCUCUCUGCUGUUUGUUUCUGCCCUCCUUCUACCAUGAGUCCUAUUUUGAACGUGGAAAUCCCACAUACCACGACGACUGUGUGGCCCUGCUGCACUGUGUGUCAUAAACAGACACAUUUGAAGCAACACAAGAACACAUCCACAUGUGUCCCCCCUCAUCUGACCCAUGGACACAGUCCCUGUUAUUCUGACUUCUCCAGAGCACCUCGGCCUGGAGGAAGCUGCUCACCGCUCUCCCAGUACCAGAGCAGCUUGACAUUGUGGUUAUCCAAACACAAGGCCCGCACUCUGUUGUUUUUAUCUCGUCCUUCGUUGUUUGCUCUCAUUUGAUGUGGAUAACCAUCCGCUCAGAGGAAGGUUCGUUCUUCCUUCCUUUCCAGGGAAUCUUCACAUUUCCCAAUCCCUGUGCUGAGUCAAGAUAACGCCUGACACAAGCCAGCUGAAGGUGCCACUCAAACAGAAUGUGGGCUGAAAGGGAAACAGGAGGCUGCUUUCGAGAGGAGAUGGAUCAAUAUUUUCUUUUGGACACAGUGGGGUUGUUUUGUGGUGUUCUUGUAGCAUGUGCAGUUUAUAAGAGCUCAUCUCAGUAGGUGUGUGCAGGCCUUUCCUGUCCUGAUAUCUCCUGUGUUUACACUGAUGUUUCUGGGCCUCAGUGUGCAGAGGUGGAGCAGAGAGAGGGGGGUCAUCCACUUUAACCCUGUGAAGUGUCUCCCUUUGAUUUUUCACCAUAUUAGCUGACUUUCCCUUGCGCUCUCUUCUCUCCAUCUGCUUCAAUGACUCUGCAGGUCAAACGGAAUAAGGAGGGAGAGGUGGCAGGGAGAAAGAGAGGGAACACAGGAAGAUAAAGACGGAGGAAUGAGAGGAUUACAGCCAAGUUGGAGUGAGGGGGAUUAAGAGGGAGUCGUAGGUGGGAGGAUAACUUUCAGAGGCAGGGGGGCAGAGCUGAGUUGCCUGCUGGGUCAGUUAUGUAGCCCUGCAGCAGCCUCUUGCCAGUUGUCUCCUCUCGUUUCAGUGACAGGACUGCAAUUAAAAGAGGAAGGAUAUUUUUAAUUCUUUUCUCUGUUCUUCAGUCCAGUAUCAUAAUAUGACUUCGGGGGACCCAAGAUUUCUGAAGGAAGUAGACCAUAACCCUCCUACAUGUGAAUACCUGAAGCACAAACCACUUAUUUCCUUUUCAUUUCUGCAGCUUCAAAUACAGAAAUAGGAUUUUAAAAGAGGUUUCAAGUGACACAGUUUGCCUGUUGUGUAGAUUUGUCACUUUUUCCGUUCACACUGGAGCGGUUUGUAGCAGUGCAUCCUCUGUACGGGUUAUAAACUACAGUGACGUUUCCUGUCUGUGCGCUGACAUCCUCAGAGGGAGAAAGAGAGGAGAGGGGAGGAAAUUCAAAGAAGGGAGGACUUCUGAAUAUUUCAGCUCAUGUUAAGUUUCAGUGCUGGAAAACACAGUUCAGCUCAAAAAGAUAAUCUCAGUGUUGUUUUGUUUAUGUGAAAGAACCUCAGAACCUUUUUAAUGACAGAUUUGAACAUUUUGCCUUAAGAUUGGUGAUUAUGUUUCCGAUUAGAUUUCAGACUCAGUGUUCAAGCCACUCUCUUUGUCAGAACAGCAGCUUUUUAGUGAUAAACUUUGUGUUUCUGUGACCUCACAUGACAAUGACAGUGCCUGCUCUGGUAUUUUCACUCCUUUUGAUUCCAUUUACAGUAUUUUUAAUGCUUUUUCCUAGAAAAUCUUCUUUUCUUAUACAAAGAUAUUCUGACAAUGACAUUUAAAGUUAUGCUUUGGAUAUUUGAACAGCUGUCAGAUUCACAGAGUCUUUAAAGAGAACUGGUUUUAACUGGUUGUUACAGGUGAACUUUGUGUAAGUCAUUUCAGGAGACCACUUCUUUGUUUUUGGUGUGUGGUGCAUCAUUCAUUUAGCAGAGACAUGAUCAUACUUUGCACAGUGUUUUCAAAGUCAGCGCUGGUAUAAAUAAUAGUUAUUUAUUGGUCUUAGUUCCAGACAGAAGCAGGUCACAGUAGCACGGUUUCCCUCCUGCAGUCACAGAAGCACAAAGAAAUCUCACGUUCCAAUUACUGCCCCUUCAGGAGUCAUUACUUUCCUCCUCUGCUUUCCUGUGACGUACUCGGGUCACUGCUGUUUUCAUAGUGUAAUUCCUACACAUGAGCUGGCAGCAGGAAAAGUCUCAUAAAAAGAGAAAGUCAAAGUGCUUAAACAGCUCGAACCGUGACCCACAUAUCACAACAAAGCCUCUGCAUGGAUACUGUUAAACAGUGUGCUGCAGUGUUUGUCUUCAACCUUCUAACUCCUUUAGGACUGAAUUACUCCAUCUGUAUUUCUGUUGUAUGGGGUCGACCUCAUUGCAAAGAUCAUUGAGGCAUGUCCUUGAUGAGCAUGCUGCCACUGAUGUAGCAGAUGAUGAACCACCACUGGUUCAUGAGACUCGGGGUUGAGAAAUAAUUUGCCAACAUACAGUGAGUGUUUAUUCAGGAGGUAAUUCAACCAAGACCAAAUAAAUAGUGUCUUUUCAGGUCUACCACAGGGUUGAAACAUACAUACAUUUGCAUGUACAGUUAAGUUGAGCCACAGUUAAAGCUCCAGUAGGCUAGUUUACUGGGCUGCUGCCCUUGUCCAAGUGUACAAGCACCAGGGGUGGGAGAAAAAAUCGAUACAGCAUAGUAUCAUGAUAUUUUGUCAGGUAAUAUAAGCCCAUUUACCAAGUAUCUAUUUUUUCUGAUCAAUUGUUAAAAUAAGGUCAAAUCUAUGAUAAUGGAAAAAUAAAAUCAACUGUUUUUCCAGUGAGGUUGGCAGAGGUGACAUCAUAGAGCAGGAGAAAGUUAGUGCAAUAGUGUUGUGUCAUUCAAAAACCUUUUGUUCAAAAGAACAGAACUGCUGAGUGAACAACAUGAGUGGAAUCAACCCAAGAUCUGAUUCGUUCCUUUCUCAGUUCAGUUGAGCUCAGCUAUGAGUGUGGUGUGCCGGUCAGGAGUGGAACCGCCGCCUUUGACUCUUUGGCGAACGACACACAGCCAGCCAGCAAGGGAAUGGACGGGCGGAGUCUUGUGAUUUUCGCACAGUAAAUGAACGAUACACAUCAGUCAGACUGUGAACGAAACAAACAAACAACUUUUAAAUGACUAUCAGGCAGAGAAGGGAGGGGUGUAGCAUUGUUCACGAACUGCCAAGCACCAGUUCGUUCACCGUGGCUAAGAUAAAACAGUGCAUUAUAGUGCCUUUACACAAAUACAUGUCUAUAAACUUUUCUGUAAGAAGGAUUUAAUUUCAGCCGAUUAAGGUAAUACGCUAUUUGAUAUCUUUAAAAGUAACAGAGUGCUCGCUACAGCUGCUAUGUUUAUUUAUUUUUAAUCUCUCCAGUUUUCCGCGAUAUAAAAGAACAAUGAUACGUGCUCAUUUUGCAGGCGUGCUGCUUGCUGCUGUGUUGUUUCACUAGCGUCAUGAUGCGAACGUCGCUGGCACACAGAGAGGUGAGUUUUUCAGGGCAGGGUAGUGAAUCUUCCUUCACAACUUGGAGAAGGAACAACAUGUGCCACCUAGUGAAUGACGCUGUGACUUCAGCAGCAGGGGAGGAGAGGGUCUCAAUUAAUGAACAAACUCCCGAUCAGUACUGCUGUGUCAGUCACUCUCGCACUGCACCGAAGCACUGACUGAACUUUUGAACGAAUCAUUUUAAUGAACGGAUUCUCAAGAUUCAGUACAGUCAAAAGAACUGUUCUUCCCAUCACUAUGGUGCAACAAAUAUUGCAGCACCCGGGGAAAGACAUUAGAAAUGCAAACAGGGCACAAAUGAGAUGGAUCUGACACAUAAGGGGCUCUAUUUUCGUUCCUCGCCAGGGAAGUGGCGUAGGCGCAGCGUAAGUCAAGUCUGCCAGGGUGAGUGGCGCAGCCCGGCAUAAGUAUUCCCCUUCCCUAACUUAGCUCCUCCCAGCGGCGUAAGUCGUAAAGAGGCGUGGAGUGGGUUUAACACAGUCGAGACCUGUUUUCGCCAAUCAGAACCGCUCCUCUCCUCACCUUUAAAUCCGCCACCGGCAAGGCGUAUAACAAUUUUUGUUAAGUAUCAAAGAGAUCGAGAUGGCUGAACACAGCAACACCACACGAUGGCGACAGAAGGCAGCUUCUCAACAAGUGUCGUUGCAAGCGCUGCAGAGGGCGUCCUUCACACUGUCUCAUAUAAGCACAGAUGGAUUUGGUGUGUGUAAUGUUGGACCCACUGGUAAGACAAACACCCUUUUCCACAAAUAAAGACAAUCACAUAAAGUUGCAUAUAUUUAAACCUCAUAUGACAAAGGUGGGUUGUGCACACAGAUCACAACAUAAACUCCAAAAAUGGCAUUAAAAUCGGAACCAUCUGUGCGUAAAUGACGCAAACACGUGCCAAACGUGCUCAUCAGAUCAGAUAUAGAUAUAGAUGAAAUGUGCAUGAAACUGUGGAAACCUGCCAGUGAGGCAUUGGUUACGUUGCCGGUCUACCAAAAUACCUCUAGACCAGCUGCGCUCCGCCUGCGCUGACCAGGUUUGAAUCGGCGAGCUUUCAGCGCACUUUCUAUGCCACCACCGAGCACGAAAGUGUCACUGCGCCAGCUGAUUCAGACGACACCUCCCCCUGCUGUGCCACCAUGCCCAGCUUGGCGGACUUCGGUGCACCUCAGUCUACGAAAAUACCAAACUGGCUGUACACUGGGCUCUGCCAGAGGAAAACACCACUGCGUGGGGUCCGCCACCCUCCGGCCCUUUACGUUAUCUGUGCUACUCGCUAUACAGACCGUGUAUAAGCCUAAACGUUACCCUUCACAUUAGUGGAAGAGGGUCCGACAGGAUUUGAGGCGCUUGUUGAUGACUCAAAACAAGUCGAAAAUAACGCUGUCUGUUGUUGUGCUCACACAGUGCAUACAAAUCAUUAGUGGCGCAUUGAUAUUAAUGAUCAUGUGAAAUUUCAGUAGCGGCGUACGUAAUUUAGCAGUGCCGCUGCUGAAUGAAUGUAGGGUAAAUACUGCUGAUAUGUAUGAGUUCGAGGUAGCACUAUGUGAGAUAAAAACACAUUUUUUUUAGGUGUGGCGGCGCUUACUUAGCCGUGGUGGUGAGCCACAAUCAAUUGCAUGUAGGGGAAACGCUGGUGUAAAUAAGACAAACAUAAAGGAAAUAUAAAUGAUAAAUCAGCUGAACAAUUGAAAAAAAUGUUUAAAUCACAAUACAGUAUUGCGAUACUCACUGUAUUGCAAAAUGUCAAAAAUUGCAAUAAUGUAGUAUGGUGGCCCAAGUAUUUUGAUAGUAUCUCUUGCAAGGCCACUUGUGAUUCCCAACCCUAACAUGCACCAGGGGCCUCAUAUAGAAACAUAAGGCCCACACAAAACAGGGCCUGAAAGUGACGUACAGCACUCCCCAUGCUAGGUUUGUGAUCAUAAAUGCCAAACUUGACAGAAGAGCAAACUGAUCUAUCCAUGAGCAAGGUUUGGAGGCAGAGGGAAUUAGUGUUUCAGGUGUACAGAAAAUAAACUGAAGAUUGUAUAUAUGGUUUCUCUUUUUUUUUGCACAUGGAAUUCCAUGAAAUAUCAAUAUAGCACAUGACUGUUGUGAGUACUUAUUAGUAUGUUAUGAAGAGAUAGAAGCAUGUCAUAGAGACCGCAAAAUAUUUCAUCAGCUUAACUCACCUCCACAGUCCUCCAAACACAAAAGAGAAAACCAGAAGAGAAAGUCAGGUGUAAAAACUCAAAGUGGCAUCAACAGGAAAUUGAACAACUGUGACGCACAGUGACUGUGAUUGAAUCAGUCUCCUCUAACACUGUUCAGCAUCACUCAGUAUGAUGUUAACGGUUAUAGAGACUGCUGAGACCCAGGAACACCAGUGAACACACUGGUGUUAUAUGAGAAUAAUCAGUGCGGAUAUCCUGUAAACAUACAGACAUUUCAGUGACAAUCAUGAGAAAUCAAGAUGUAUGCACCGAGUGCUGCAGCAGGCUGGUGUCAACAGCUAUUUUUUAAAAUUUUAUUUUUCUUUCUAUUUUUUUUUGUGUGUGUGUGUGUGUGUGUGACCACCGUUUGUAUGUGUGAUGCUACUGGAAACCAACACCUUUGUCCAACUCAAGUAAGAUCUGCAAGAACUGUUUCCCAUGGGUUGAUUUUCACAUGAUGUGUGAUUUGCUUUUUCCCCAUGGUUCCACUCGUUAUGUAGAGCUAAAAAAAAAACUGUAUUGACCAAUUUGAAGCAAGUAUCUAACAUAGCUGGAUGAUGAGUAAGAAAGCCAGGUGAUAAUUUAGACAAAAAAUGCUUUAGGAUGAGGAGAAAACAUGUAAAAAUAUGAUGUGAUGCUGAUUAUUUCAAAACGCCAAUAACAAGACCAAUUAUUCAGACUGUCUACUUAUUAGCAUGUCUUAGACCCUGAAAGGAAACUGCUAUCCAAGGGGGUCAAACCAGUAACCUAGGGAUUGCCAGCUGUAACCACUGCACUACUGUGCUACCCAUGCACCUUUAAAUCUCCACAACAAACAAUAAAACAAGUCCUCAUCCAAAUAAAGUUGAACUAUCUCUUUAAAUAUACAUAAAUAUCCUAAAAGCACAUAAAUACAGAGCAAACAGCCUGGGUUCAAACAGACCCACACCAGCAAAGACUGGCUGACAACCAAAAACCAUCUGUUAAUGAGCUCCUAAUCAGUGUUACAUAAUGGUACAAUAAAGAUUAAACAACACCAUAAAAAAGACUCGCAGACUGCACAGAGAAACUCGACCUUCUCACUUAUACAGUCUUGGUGGCACUCUGUGGCUCUAAAUCGCAGGUUUUAUUUGUCUGGAGGUUGUGAGUGGGUGUUUUUUUUUUUUUCACUCUCUGUCCUGCCCCAAAGUCCUGACGCAGUGUGAUGGUAUGUGUCUUGAAAGUAUAUUAACUGUUUCAGCCAUUCAGACUGUUAUCGGGUGUUACACCCACCAUAUAAACACACACUGUAAAAGGAGAGUCUAAAGACAUAAGGGAGAGUGACGAGAACUCAUGCAAGUUCUCCUGUGGUUUGGUUUCAGAUCUCAGCUCUGUAGACGAGCUGCAGGUCAGGAGAUUGAACGAUAGCAGAGACUGUGGUCGCUGCAGUUGUUUUGUCUGUGUGUUAGAUUUCAGACUUGUGAGGAUUGUUGUUGUUGUUCAUGUUGAUCCAUUCAUCACAGUGAAGUGGUUAUCAGCAACAUCUGACAACCUCUCUCUUAGUCUAUCUGUCUCUAAAGUCCAAAGAUGUGAUCAUGCACUGAACCUGAACCCUUGGCCCACUUUUUCUGUCUGUAAUGUUUGGUGCUGGUGAAAACAGCCUCAAUGGUCAUUAAAAUAAUGUAAAAAUAACAGCAAAUCAAGCAGUACAGCUGACUGAAUUGAGUACUGUAAGUAGAAGAAUAUAGUAGAGCUGCAGGGUAUGCAGAAGUACUGGAACUAAACAACAUGAAUGUGGGUUGUUUUUGUCUCAACAACACAUUCAUGAGCGAAUUCCUUAAUGGGCAUAUUAUUUAAAGAGCUUAAGCCUGUGGCUGUAACUCUUGCUGUUGUCUCUUGCUUUUGCAACCCAGCUCCUCCUUUUAUUUCAUUGCUGAUGUCUACUCACUGAGGGUCUUUGCUGCUGCUCUCCCUGCCUUGGCUUUUUAUGUAAGCACACGAAGCAGAAGGGAGAUUGCAUUAGAAGUAAAAUCGAUGUAAAGAUGUGAUGGCAAGUUCUUGUUGAGGACGUGAUUGGCAGGAAUGAGGCAAUAAGAAUAUGCAAGUAUGACAAGUUGUGCACAUGAUUGAAGUUAAUUCGUGAUGGGUUCACUCUGUCUUUAUUGCUCCAAUAAUUGUGGGGAGUUGAAAGAUUUGAAUACUGGCGCCAAAAUAGCCAUUUAGCACAGAGAUCCCUCAGUGUCUAAUGUCAAUCAUGGAGAGGUGGAGGUUCAUUUGUCUGGAGGAUGGGGAACAAGCUGAUGACUGUACACAGCUACCCUGAGGUAUGAUGUCUCUCAAGGUAGCUUGUUUUUCAGUGGAAACACCUGGAGGAAAGAGAGUGAGGAGGUUGGUUUAAAUUGUGCAAACUCAACAAAUCCUCACAAGGGAGUCAGCCUCAACUGAAGUGACUGAAAUGGCAUGAAGGAAACGCUCCUGUCUUGCACAUGAAUGAAGCAAAUCAUUAUGCAUGAGAAAGUGUCCAAAUAUACUUCUCUUCAAUCAAAGAAGUCCUGAUGAAACUCAUUUUGUUGUAGGUCGACUGGCAGAUGUUAGUUUGUUUGUUUACCUUUGCACAGUGGCAAAGAAGGCUUUAGCAUAAGGACUUGAUGACAGUGGUGUGAGCUUUGGCCCACUUUGCAGGAAUGCAGUGUGAACUCAAAAAUCCUUUUGUCAUCUGAUGUUAGACAAACUAGUUGAUCUGAAGGAGUGAAAGCAGCCCUCUUUGGACUGUAUAUAACAUCCACAUUCUGACACCAAGUUAUUACAAUUUACCUGGGCAGAAAAAAACACAUGUCACAUGUAAAUAUGUAAAAGCUGCCUUGCCUGUAUCCUGUCUUAAUAUUAUUCUCCUACUCUGUUUUUCGGUGAUACAUGAUGUUAAUUUGUCAGCUCUGCAAAUUUUGGACCUCCAUUCCAAUUCCAUCCACGUUUGGAGUUGUGUUUCAAACAUGAGGUGGCGUUCCCCUCAACUUUCCAAGCUGAGAACUAAUAUUUCCUUAUAUUCUGACACCACAUAAAGAAAAGGUCAGGCUCUGGCUGCAGUAUGAAAAGGCGGAGUAACACCUUCUCUAAUGGGACACUGUGAUACGCUUUUAUUUUCCAAGUACAUAGGGUUUGGCAGUUGUUCCUAAUGCUGUAUUUCAGAUGUUCUUUAAGGAAAAAAGGCACAUAAGAGAGGGAACUCACUUCAGGUUUCUAAAAACUCUUAAUGAAUAAUUGCAUUGAACCAAAGAGGCAAACAGAACUGAACCUUAACCACGUCAGCGUUGUUCAGAAGAGUAGGAAAAGCUGACAUUCAUGCAUGCUAAAGAGCUGGAAGGAAUUCAGUGUAUGGCUCAGUGAAGCUGAACCAGCACAGAUGCUUGGCAACAAGAAGGCUUAUACUCAGACCUCCCUGCAGAGGAAGGGUUUCUCCAACUGUAAAACCACCUUGCUGCACCACAACACCUGCAUACAAUACCCAGAGCUACACCCCAUCAUUUAAUUUCUACUUAAAAUGAGCUACAUAAGACCUUUGUUUUAUUUCUCCAAUUAAAAGUAUGGUUUUAAACUUUAAGAACAAGCUAUGUGACUCUCAUAGCUUAACCCUCCAGUGCUUCUUCUGCAGCCUGUCCUGAAGCAGCAGCUUCAGCAGGUCUGAACAGGUCACAGAGCAGCUUAGGCAGCUCAGGUCCUUCUCGUAAGAAUGAUAGAGAGAAGAUUGUAGUGAUUACACUGCCAGCCCAGGCAGCAGCACACCGUGGUAUCACAUGCAUACCAUGAAAGCAGCCAGGUGAUGAACUUAAACACUUUUACCUUAAACACAGGGCUCAGGAGCAUACAUGAUGACUGCAACUAUAAACUGCUCUUCAACCAAAGCACAUCGAGGGGGUCAGGUGGAGUGUUUUUCUCAGCACCUUAUUUAAAGGUACAGCCAGGAAAGGAUAAACUGAUCUUCCCUCCUCACUUGCAAAAAUCUUGCAUCACAUUCUCACUAGAUCAGAAAACACUGUAUCUGACCAUUAUGCUUUCAUCUUAAAAAUAUAAAACCAGGCUCAUGUCUUAUUUCAGGAAAUCCCUUCAGCAUGAUGUUUUUGAAGGUAUUUAAAGAUCCUCUGUCUGGUUUUGGCUCAUGUAUCUGAAGUGGUUUGAUGUUAGAAAUUGCUUCAGCUUGGCCCAUGCUGCCUAUUUUUUCAGCUGUGGUUGUCUGUGUCGAUCGUUAACUUUGCUCUCAGCCUAUUUUUGUUCGACUUGAUGGUUUCCUUCAGCUUCUUGUUGCAUGUUUGAGGUGGUUCAUCUUGGACCCAGAAGUCCAGCUUGGUGGAGGUGUUUCCCCAUUUGUGGUUGCCUGUGUUGACAGGUGGUUAUGAUCCAACCUGGUGAGAUUCAGGAGACUGGAGCUUUUUCAUCAUUCAAACCUACAGUGUGUAACAGUUUCUGGAUUAAUCAACAAAUCCUCCAUCCAAAUCUUUGUUUUUCAUCCAUCUAUCCAUAUGGUCAGCCAUUAUUUAUAACGCUUCUCCUGUAUUUGGAUGCAGGGGCCUGGAGAGGGAGAGAUGGGGUUCACCCUGGAUAAGUUGCCAGUCCAUGACAGGGCAGACUUACAGAGACAAAACAAGUUACAGUCACGCUCACAUUUAUACCUACAAGCAAGUCAGAGACACUAAUAAACCUGAUGAGCAUGUCCCAAGUGUAUCUGGAUAGGUAGAGGAGAACAUGCAAACUCCUCACAGAAAGCCUGUAGGGUCUGAUCCCUCUCUAUCCUCUGUUCAACAAAAGCCCAAAGAUUUCAACUUUGAAAUAGUUUAAAAGUAGUAUAAAAAUAGUAACUAAGUAUCUGACUAAGCACAGACCUCUUUAUUUAGAGUGUUCAUCUGGACUGAAACAAAUGUUAAGCUCAGAUCUUGAAGCACUUAACCACAGUGCCACAGAGGACGAUCCUCAAGAGCUGCAGACUGUUUCCUAGUUUGUGCCUCAAAUUGUGGUCAUGCACUAGUGUCCAUAAAUUUGGGAUGAUUGUUGUUCUCCUUGUCUUACUGACAGUGUUGACUCCUGUUGAGUUUCUUCUUGUCAUAUUCAGGUGUCUGAGUAGUGGGACUGGAUUUCAUUUUUCACUUGCUGCUACCCUGCUUUCUAUCCAAACUUUACAUGAUGUAAACUAGUCAAACGCAGAAUCCUCAUUGAAAUACCACUGUUUCCACAGUCUUUACAUCUGUCGUCAUACAAGCAGGUCUUAGUUGAUCAUCCAUGAGAUGCACACCAGCAAAACAAGCAAUUUGAUUUGUUGUGAAUGCAGUUUAGCAGUCUUCUUAUGUGAGUUAUUUGUAAUCAGGCACAUGAUGCCUGAAACUCCCCUCCAAUAUUUGAAGAGGACAAAGAAGCAUGGGUAAAGAGGGCUGAUGAGCUCUGAAAACUGUGACACUUUCAGUGUGCUGACAGUGUGUGUGUGUGUGUGUGUGUGUGUGUGUGUGUGUGUGUGUGUGUGUGUGUGUGUGUGUGUGUGUGUGUGUGUGUGUGUGUGUGUGUGUGUGUGUGUGUCGCAGGUAUGCUCCACCUCUACCCUCUCCGGCAGCUCUGUAAGUUCUGUGAUGUGGAGCUGUCCUCCUGUAGUGGUACAGGGACCUGCAUCACCAACUGUUCCAUCACAUCCAUCUGCAGUGACGUCAGCGAGGUCUGCGUCUCUAUCUGGUAGGUACCUGACAGCAGAACAGCACCUCCGUCUCUGAUGUGUGAUCUUUUCGAUAACCAAAAGUAACCUUUUAAAUAAUGACAUCUCCACUCUGGUUGUCUGUUUGCCUUCAGGAGGAGGAAUGAAACAGACUUUUCCAUCGAGACUCUCUGUCACGAUCCAUCCAAGUCUCUGUAUGGCAUCAUGCUGGACGACUACAACAGCUCCACCUGUGUGAUGAAGGAGAAAAACACAACGAGGGGGAUGGCUCACGUGUGCUCCUGUUCGAAAGAGGACGAGUGCAACGACAUGCUGUUAUUCUCCCCCAGUGAGUUGAUGACAUUCUCACUUUCUAAGCAGGAAAGAGUUACACCUUUAAUGUCGAUGUCAGCCUCAGAUCAGUUCUUAGUUUUGGUUUUUAUGACCUAUAAUCACUUUUUCACUUUGGUGUUUCAGCUCUUGCCUGUUUGGUUUUCGGUCAGAGACGGUGGUAGUUUUCAGGAAACACUGUGACUCAUUUCUCUCCCUCUUUAUCAGCCCUUAGCCAGCAGUCCCUGUGGUGCAUACAGCUGAUCAAUAACAAAAGAUUGUAAAAGAUUGCAACCAGGAAAGAAAAGGAAUAUAAAUGUGGGUGUUAUGUGGUCAUAAAUGAGUGAUGAUUCACUUGUUGAUGGAUCACUUAAUGAUGCUUUGACUAAUACAGGGGUCAAACUCAGACCAAAGAUGUGGUUUUUUCAUUGUUCAGUAAAUUCACUUUUGGCCAUUCAAUAUUGUGAUAGCAAAAAUACUGAGAUACUUAUGAAAUGCUUGAAAACAUUACAAUCACUCAAAUUAAAGGAAGGCUAGACAAAGAUUGAGGAGCACAUAACUUCAACCCAAUUAUGUGUUAUCAGCCCUGUCUGAAACCUCUUCAGAGACGGCGUUACCUCUUUCAACUUUACUGUCUUCUUUGGUUGUAUCAUUUCCUGCAUUGUUAAACUGUGCUUUUACUUUGAAGUUUACUACUACUACUACUGGUAGAUGAUAAGUCACAGAACUAAAUAAAAUCAGUUAAGAAAACGGUCAGAAAGUCUAUUUCCUCUGCAAAAUGAAAUGUGCUCACAGCCUGAAACAAAACCCAGUUUUUCUGUGCCUGUAUCUGAGCUGAUUACAAGUUAGUUUGAGUCAGAAUUUCCAAUAAGGGACCUGCUGACAUCUGGCUUCAAAACAUCCCCCCAGAAACCGAUGUGUGACGUCACUGAAACUAACUUCAUGUUUGAUACAGUCAGUGAUUCCAUUUCCAGUAUGUAAGACACUGACUUUGGGCUUCAUUAAAUCUUUCAGAUCCAGUUUGUGAUCCAUGUUUUAUACAAUCUACACCUCAAACAGUGAUCUGUUAUUUUCUAAACACUCUUCAUAUGGCUGCAGAGACAAACUAUGUUAACCACUCCCUUCUCUGCAUGCGUUAAAGCUUUGCAGAAGGACAGCAUAUCAGUUCGAACACAUCUGCUUCUGCAAGUUUGAUUAAUCAACUGUUAAUUCAUUCAGCUAUCUUUGCAGACAGAUGUACACUUUUUCAGAAACCAUUUUAUACAUAAAUGAGUGGCUAAAUGCUGCCAUUCACUAUCGCGCUCUCAUUUCUCACAUAUCUUUUCCUCCAGUUUAUCACCUCCUCCUCCUCUUCUUCUUUGCAUACAUUUUUCUUCUUAGACUCUAUCUGACCACAGACAUGGAAACUGUGUGUAUUUUGGCAUGUAACUCCGUACGUAUGUGUGUUUCAGAAGAGGGGAGUGUUUUCAGGACUCAUUACUGUCACGUCUGUACCGUGGAGAAAAAAGCACCACGUCACAAACAGGAAUUGGAAAUGUGGGGUUUGUGUCACAUGUAGAUAACUCUGGGGGACUCCUCAGUGUGGUCACAGACUCUCAGCUGUCUGUGUUUGGCUGCUGCCUUUCUCACCCCUGAGAGGAAAAUGGUUUUCUGUCUCAGGCACUGUGUGUGUGUGUGUGUGUGUGUGUGUGUGUGUGUGUGUGUGUGUGUGUGUGUGUGUGUGUGUGUGUGUGUGUGCGUGUGUGUGUGUGUGUGUGUGUGUGCGUGUGCGCAUACGCAUACGUGUGGCUGUGUAGACCGGCCACGCUGAAGAGCUCAGACAUAUGGUUUCCUGUCUGUGUUUAGCUCAAAUCAGAAACAUCUCCUGCACAUGUGAGCAGGCCCCAUUCACACAGAACACCUCUGUGGUGACUGACAGUGAAGAAGCCUCAGUCCACGUCUGAGUGCAGAUAAUUUUCACACAUGUUUCAGAGUUUUUGAGUCCUCUUACUCUACUCUGAUCCAUGCCCUACUUGCAGCACUGUAAACUUUUACACCUGCUCUAUUUCUGUUUCAAAAUAAGUGUGGGUGGCAAAAGUAUGGUCAGUGGUUGAAGAAGUAGCAGAAGGUCACACAUGAGAAAAAGUUCAGAUGGAAAACCAGAAAAUGACUUAAGAUGGAGUAAGACUUAGCUCUUAGUAUAUAUGAGUUUUAGCUGGGUUUGAAACAGACUGAAAGUAAGUGUGAUGCCUCUUUAUUAGCAGCAAAUGCAAACAAGACCAGGAUGAGGGUUUUUUGCAUUUUAAUGCCUUGAACUGCAGCACAGGGUAGGUGUCAGGUGUGGGUGAAAGACAGCUGAGCAGAGAGAUUUGUGCUACCAUAUCAUCCACAGGGGCGCCAUAAUCAACUGAAACUGUCAGUCCCCGUAGGAGCUUUGAGCAUGAAAAAUAAUAAUAUUACAUUACCAUACUGACCUAAAUAAAAGAUCUAAAAAAGAAAAACAAUCAUAUCAUAUAUUUAAGGUUUAUUAAUUAAACGUCAGAUUUCGUCACAACGUUUGCACCCUUUGUGACUAAGACCAGGUGUGACAAAGGCAGAGUCUCACUAUCAUGAAUUUGACUCUUCUUCUUUAAAGGGGAUUCAGUGAGCUUCUGUUGCACAUUGAGCGCAUCUUCAUUGGCAUGAUCUCACAUCAAAACAGCAAUUCUGUGGGCAGUAGUUUAGUAAUAAUUUAAACUGUCAUGCAGCUGUGGGCGGUGUUUACAGUUCCCACUUAGUUAUGUUUGACUCAUCUCUGUAUGUGGUUAUACUUCACUCUGAUCACUCUGUGUUUUACUUCCUUCAGUGAUCAACAGCUAUCUGUAACAGAGUGAGGGUGCUUUGGUAUGUAUUUGGUAAUGGUACAUACAGUAUUAAGCCUUUCAUGCUACAUUUGGCGAGCUUUGAUGGUCCAGCAAGGAUGUAUAGGGUGGAAAUACUAAUCCUAUCAGUCCAUAUUUUGGUGGAAAAGCCACAUACCCACUCAUGUAUGGAUGCAGAGGCCUGAGGGUAAGGGUUGUGGUUCCUUCCUCCCAUUGAGGACACAUGCAGCAGGAAGUUCUUGUUAUUGUUUACUGGACCACUGCCACGGCUGAUUCCUCUACAAAUGCCUCACAUUGUUCCUCCCCAGUGCUGCAUUCUUCUGACGUGCCUGGAAUAGUGUCUGUGGAUUGGGUUUAUUGCUCAAGUGUUACACUUGUUGAUCAUCUCAUGUGUGAGGGAGUGAGAGUGUUUUUGUAUCCAAACAUGUUAAAAAUAUCACCAUGAGGGAGUGAAACUUGUGAUCCAACCACAGCAGAUGCUAGUUGGCCUGAUAGAAGUGAGGCUGAUAUGCAGAUGUGUGCUGUGUCAGACUGAAAGUAAGAAUAGGGAGCAGAAGCAGCAGAUGAAGAUAAUAGACUGAUGAUAAUGUUAACAGCCACAGUUAGAGGUGAGCAGCUCUGAAGUGCAGUGUCCUGAACUGCAGUGACCCCAAUCUGAGACUAGGACUGGAGUCAUGCUUCUGUCGCAUAAUGUGACCCUCAACCUCCAAAGACUCAAGUUUUGGGACUCAUGGAAAAUCGUUCUAUAGAGUCUUAUGUCUUAAUAACAUCACAAACUUAGUUUAUUCGCUCUUUUCAUGUGUAAUCUCUUUCAUCUGGAGCGUGAGCAGCUUCACCACAGCGAGCACCUCACCUGCAGCUGCUACAGCAGUGUUUCUCUCACUUAGAUUAUAACUAGGCAGGCAUCUUAAGCAUAUUUUUUGACUAUUUGAACCCUUUUUUUUCUGUUUAAAAAAGAACACAUUAAUAUUUAAAGAUCUCCCAUUGCUCUGUACCUCUGAUCAUGUUGCAAAUGGUAUCUGAGAGCUACAUUUUGACUCUGACAUUCUUGACGUCCCUGUUUUUGAUUCGGUGACUGAGGUCAGUCUCUCAUGAUAUUUAUGGACCUCGUGAUAUUUUCUAGUUUUUUAUGCAGCUGGUUGCUCUUAGUUUUGGAUCAUUGUUAACAAGCGUUGUCCUCACACAGAGCUACUGGUGUGAUGUUUGGGGUCCUGCUGAUGAGACGUAAAGAAACUGUUAGAAGGAAGAGGUCACAGUGCUGCUUAAGGAGGAGAAAUGCAAGAUGAUACGUUUGAAUAAAUGCAGUCCCGUGUUUAUGACCAAGGCUACUGGCACUUCAUUGUGCUAUUUGAAACACUGAUAAUCAUGAUAAUUGAAGUAAGAUAUGUACAGGUUUGGCAGCUGGUGUCUGGAAGGUCUACAGCAGCAUCUUAUUUGCAGAAACCUAUGAGAUAAGGGGGCUCCAAACUCCCAGGAUGAUAUAUCCCGAUUGAGCAUGAGGACAGAAAAGUGGUUGUGUGCAUUAAUAUCACAUAUGCACAUAGAUGAAGAGAGGAUCUGGGUGUGCCAGAUCCUGUGGCUGCAUGACUGGGAGGUGGUCCAGGAGUGAGCCAGCUGCUAAAAACAGUAAAGGGGCUGUCUGUGAUGAAUGCAGAGGAGAGGACGCGUUCACAGAAAGGCUCUUCCUCCUCUUUGUUGACUUUAGGUGCCAAAGAUUGGUGACAUGUUUUUAACAUCGAACCGUCCAAGACUAACUGGUUUUUAAGAUGGUCCACAUUUUUCCAGACAGAAAGUGAUCAGAGUCUAUCCUCUUCACUCAGAGGGACAUACUUGGACCUCUAUGACUGCAUUUGUUUCACAUUAAAAUCCUGUAAAGAUGAUUUGGAGCAGACUGACACCGCCUCUCAGUUGGCAUCACUUACACAUGUGUUUCAGAGCUUGUGAAGCUGUUUCAGUGAGAGGGGGAGGCAUUGGUAGUAAAUACUAACUUUUCAUAGUAACAUGCUAUUUGUUUUAGUGUUGUACUUACAGCUGUGCUCUUGUGAAAGUCAGUUUUACAUGCUCAGAGGCACGCUAUGUGAGGAAUGAGAUGAGUGGAGAACUAAUUCAUUUCUGACUGGGAUUACUGGACUUGUACUGUCUGUGUUUUUGCACAGAUGUUGCCUGAUUUCCUUCAAGUAAUUUCAUGGGUUAUUUAAGCAUCUCUCUUGAUAAAUGAAAAUCUGUGUCAUGGCACGGAGUGGGGAUUUUUUGCUGAAAAAUAAAGAAUAGAAAAGAUGAGAAUAAGGAAAAGGAAAAACUACAAGAUGACUACUCUGUGCAGCCAGCAAAGAGGAAGUGGAAAAGAAGAAGACUAUAACUGAAAGAGUGUCUCUGUGCAUAUUCCAGGAUCUGCUUUUUCAUAUACUUAUUUUUUACAGUUCGUCCUUCACUGGAAAAUCUUGGCUCUCAGUCAGGGCGCACAUCAGUCUGCUUUAUAGAGAAAUGACUCAAACAGACCCACACUAAGCUGCAUUAAAAAGAGAGCAAGAAAAAGAAGAAACACGCCUUGGUGUCAGGUCAGAGAGCACUGAGCGGGGAUGAGGAAGCAGAGCGAGACAGUAACAGUGUGACAGAGAGGUGUUGAAGGGGAGUGGAUGGAGAACUGCUGAGACAUGAGCCAUGUUAGUGAAGUGGUCCCGGUCCCUGUUACCAUCACAAAUAAAUAAAGGGUGUAAUACUCACUUUUAGUUAGAGUCACCAGCCUCCCUGUGGUCGGAUUCCUCCACACCACCCUCCGCCAUAAUAUGAUACCAGCCCGGAUAAAGACAGGUUAUUUAUACUCUUAGAGGAUCAAAACUGCUGAAGGGACAGUGGUAAACAACUUUGAAAAUACACUCCAUCUAAUAUGCUGAAAAUUCAUAAAGUCUGAGCGUCAAAUGACUCCAAACAAUCGUGAAAGGAUGUCCCAGAGCCUUGAAAAAGAGGAAAUAUCACGGUGAUAAUGUAGCUUCAUCUUUUUGGCAACAAAGUGGUCAAGACAGGAGCUUCAAACAUUUUUAAAACAGUGUCAGUCAAUAGCAAACACAGCUGAAAGACAUAAUAACUACUAUGUAUUUAAAAAUAAUAAACCUUCACUGCACCAGAUGCACUGACAACUACAGCAAGGACAGUCAACAUGUUAGCUAAUUAACUAAAGUGAUAUCAAGAAAUCAGCAUCUUAUUUCAACAGGACGGCUAAAAGAGAUGGAAAGUUUGAAUAGCAGAAAGGUCAGAGGUUUGCACCCUCUGUAGCACGGAUGCUGGCAUUUGCACUAGAGCAUGACACGGGAGCAGAUUUUCACUCCUGUCCCGUCCCACUCCCAGAGAAAAAAUCCCGUCCCGUCCCAAUCCUGGACCAGAGUAAAAAAAUUAAUCCUGUCCUGUCCCACUCCCGUAGAAUGACUCCCACUCCUAUCCCGCUCCCACUCAGAAUUACUCCCACUCCUGUCCGGCUCCCAUUUGAAUAAAACCAAACAUGUUGAAAAAACGUUGCAUUUCUUUUAUUUUAGGUAAAAGUGCAGUGCAAAAUAUGCAUAAAUAAAGGGGCAGCCGACUCGGAGCGGCAGUUGCUCCCGGCGACACCCGCAGAGUCGCUUUUCACUUCCAGUGGUGACAGGAAGUCAAACCACUGUUGUAGUUCUUUUGUGUUGCUAGCGUGGUCAAGAAUGUUGGCUUCCGAAAAAUGUCAUCUUCUAAUUUGCACAUCAGUCAGUGAUGCUGCAGAAAACAAGUUUGAUGAGAAUGGUGGACAGACAAGAUGAAAAGAAACAUCACAUAAAACAAGGUGUCACUUUCCAACGCCUUUUGAAAUUCUACAAAAUAUGUCAGAUUGAAGUGCCACUUUCUUUGACCUUGGACCCCCUUUUUUAAAGCAGACAUGUGAAAGACCAGCACUAGACUUCCUCAGACCUUUAGCAUGGGUAAAUAUCAAGUCCAUGCCCCUUUUGUGUAUUGGUUCAAAUCUAUGUCACAGCCUGCCACAGCAUGAAUUUUGCAGUCCCACGUUUGUUUAUUCAACACACUUACUUUAAAUGUAGUCCUCACCUGGCUGAGUUUUAUUUCUCCCAUCACCCAUGCAGCCAUGUUGGCGGGUCAAUUUAACGGGGUGUGAGUCUCUCUCCAUCUUUCAUCCCCUCGGUUGCAGUAGUUGUGAGUAGUUGCAGUAGUUGUCUGACCUCAGUGGCGAGUACAGUCACUGUUGUGAACAAUACAGAUCUUUUAAAGUGAAGACCCCAACUCAAAGACCAUUGCAUGUUUUAAAAUGCUGUCCAAGGAAAAAUAAAGCUAAUGGUCAGGUCAGUUCAGUUCCCUAACACUGGAGCCGAGAGUGCAACUUUGAUUUCUGUCUUUUGCCUCACUAGUAAGAUAAAACAGCUUUACUUUGUUUAUCUUGUAAUCACAGGUUAAGCCUCUUUUUACUGUUUAGGUUUAUGAAUUUACGACUGACUUGAUAAGAAGUCCAAGUCUCUUGAAGGCAGGUAUGGCAGUGUCUUAUCAUACUAUCAUACAUUCUACAUACCAUCAUAAAGCUAUCAUGUGUUAGACAUGACAUCACCCUUCACCUGUUAGUGGUUAUCGUCUCCAUUUCACUGUUACAGUUAGACUCCCUCAGAUCUGCUGGUGACGCACAGGGUUGUAGCUGCUCAAUAAACACAGAAAUAUGCAAGGAUGUCUGACAUUUUAACAUCUAAAUUAGUUUUUUUCUGUUUUUUCUUUCUAUGAUGCCAGCAAGUGAUCCGUAAACCUAAAGAUCAGAAAAAGUGUCAGGCUUUAAGAGUUUAAGUGUGAUCAAGCUCCUGUAAGUUAUGACAUUUAAAGCCUCAUUAGAAACAUUUGACUAGAACAGGAGACAAACUGGCACAUUGAAGAGAUGUUAGAAGUGUGUUUCAACAGCCUCACUGUUUAUAAUGGCUUCCAUCUAUUGGACCAUCACCUGUUUGGAGCAUGAAAUCAUGUCUGGCUCUGUCAUUUUCCGAGCGCAAAGUUCCUCUUUAAUAUCCAACUCACAGCUUUAUUAUUCACCAAACGCUGUAAGGAUCCAAGUAAUUAGCAAGCGGUUAGAGCAUUAAGAGAGUGAGUCAGAGAUGGCAGGACAUGAAAAACACACACACACACACACACACACACACACACACACACACGCAGUACACUCACACUGAUUACAUGUGUAGUAACAAGCCAGAGGCAAGGAUUCCUCCAUUAGUCUGAAUGAUGUGUCAAACCUCACUGAACCCUGCAUGAGAACACACUGGCAUCCUGAUUGGAAAAGGCAACAUGAGUCCUGUUUGCAGCCAUGUUUCAGCCUCAAAUACACGCAAAGCCAGGAAACAAACCUGAGACCCUAAAAAACCUUUACGCAAUCUUUAAAAACUUUGAAGUGUACACACAUGAGUAGACACCUGGCCUUAAAGCAGCAGCGUCUAACUGUCUGACAGUCUCGUUCACAACCAGAUUUACUGCCACACUUUGAAGUUGUUUCAAAUCUAAAAAUGUUCAUGUGCGCUCUUUGGUGAGUGAUUUUGAUUGACGGUAUCCGCAGCUUCACCAAAGCACUCUCAGAAAGAUUUACUGUCGAACACUCACACACAGACACUGCCGCACAAUCACAAAAUGAAGAUCUUAUUUAUUUCACUGUAAAUAUUUCAACUUAACAUCACAGACAGCAUCACAGAUCAUGAUAGAUUUGAAUGCAAUAGUUUCUCUAAAUACAGAGUCUGAAGCAUGAGAGAGAGAGACUAUUUUAAAAGUUUUGUAGCUGUGUAAUUAUAUGAGAGUUUGUGCUUUUGGCUGAUUAAAAUAGCAACAGCCCUCAGCAUACAUGUUUUAUAGACACUAGAUCAAGUGUUGGCAUGACUAAGAUUGUCACUAAGUGUUUGUUUCACAUAGUUGUUAGUCUUUGCUGCUUCAUGGUGGCAUUGCAAGACUAGCCAAACAGGCGUGUUGUACCAUUAUCUAUAUCUUCAAGAAGUUGUCACACCCAAAGCUGCUCCAAAUUGGAAAAAAACAAUGUGAACAAAUAAUUAGAGUUUGCAACAUGGAUGGCUAGCUUGACCAAAAAGUAACUACAACAUCUUCAAAACACACUGAACAACACUCAGGACUGAAUUCAAUAAGAAGGAUCCUCAGCUGCUCAUUGCACCAAGACCUGCUCAUUAUUUGCCCCCACCAUCUGCUGUGCAGAGCUGCGCUGUGCACUCUCAUCCUGUAGCAUUGUUUUAUGCAUGCUCUGGGUUUCUAGACAGAGAAAUAAUAAAUAAUAAAGAAUUAUAAUAGUGACAUAUAAUAAUUUAGAGAGUUGAAGUUUCCUGUUAUAUCAAUUGUUAUGGGAAACUAGAUCUGAUGAGAUGAUCAUAGCUUUUCAUUCAUUUUCAAAUAUUUUAAAAAACUGUAACAAUGUCUGAUUACCUGUGGAGCCUUUGUGGGGCUUCGCAGCAUUCAGUCAUGGGCCCUUCUUCUGUGGAAAUUCUGAAUGCAGACCAGACGCAGGGUGGUGCGACUUCUUCAGUGGUCAGUCCUUGGCCUGAGCUCUUUCACUCAGUGCAGCAGCUUCGCUCAAAGGGAUAAUGUUCCCCUAAGAGACUCAAUGAGACGCUCUUUGAAAAGGGAGCCAGCCAGAGCAGACCAUGCUGAGAUGGGCCAGGCCGGGCCAGACAGGCUCUUGACUGUUUUCUCCCUGACGCUGGAGCUCUGAGGGUUGGCUGCUGCCCUGUCCAGGCUGGCAGUCAGAGUUUGAGGAGGUAGUUAAUGCUAUAGCUCAUGAAGCCAUAAAGGCUGCUCACACUGUUGGCAGUGUCCACCACUUUCCACUGAGUGCACAGUCAGCUACUUACUGAGAUCACACACUUAUACAGAUACAGAAAAACUCAGAGUAACAAUGAAAAGAACAGGAUUUACAGCCGUGUAUGGAGUGAGGAACAGCGGGCUGUGUUUAUAGUGCAGCUCUCUAGAAUGACCUCCCUGUGGUGGGCGUGCUUGUAUUGGACUGUGGCUAAGUGAGUAGUGGGAGGAAAUUGCAGUUUGCUGCUGCUGCAUGCAUCACCCAAAACACACAGGUUAAGCAGUGUGUCCUUCAGAGACCAGAGAACUGCGCUGCCUUCACUUUCUGUCAGUUUACUGUUGAGAUGGUGGACCAAACAAUCAGGAUCUAGUCUUUAGCAUGGUUGAUUGGUAAGGAAGUGUGGGCAUGUUUUUUAUUUUUUAUUUUUGGAUCAGCUUCAUCUCACUCUCUCUCUCCUUUAACCACACAAGCUUUGUGGAACAAAAAUAUUUGUCAUGACUGUCAUAAUGUCAUAUUCAGUUUACAAACACUGAGGGGCUUAAGCUAUCAGUUUGUGUACAUGUGCAAGGGGAUUUGAUUGGACUACUCUAUUGACAAGCACCAGGCAAUAAUCAAUAUUAACUAAGUAAGUAUGUCUGCCUCCACUGCAGUAGGUGGGGACAUGCCCCCUUUCAGCUCAUCUCUCAUUUGACCUAUGACAUCAUGGACCAAAACAACCAACAAACCCCUUAGCAACAGGAUGUAUGUAGAACUAUGAAAACAUUAACUACAGCUCUGUACCUGUUAACCAAACAACACAACAACUUUGUCUUUUCUUAACAUCCCCUUUUCUUCUUCAUCUUCUUCUUUUUCUUCUUCUUCUCCUCCUUGUUCAUUAUCUUCUUCUUUUUCUCCUUCAGAGAUUUUUUUCGCCAGCCAACUUUCUAGCAAUGCAUUUGUGCUGUUCAGUUUUAGUCUAACUGAGGCCUGUAUAUGCAAGAGGAAAUAUAUUCCUAACUGUAUAUCUAGGUUUGUUUGUCCAACCAUGAGAGGUUCCUGUUAAUGUACUCUCCUGUUUAAAUAUAAUUGAAAAGUCCAGAUCCAGUCGUUCUAAUUCAAUAAUUCAAUGAUUGAACAACAUGUAAACAUGCUAAAUGAAAAUAACACUUUUUAACCCUGUGUCCUCUUUUUCCUUUUAUUUGAAAGUUAAUAUUACAGAGAAAGGUCGUAGCAGCAGUAAGCUCCAGUUGAGUGUAACACUUUGUGGCUUAAACAUCUUGAUAAGUGGGUUUGCAGUUUCUUUUGAAUAUGCACGGCUGCUCUACAGGAAGAAACACUCAAACCACGUCACCUGUGGCUUGCAUCAUGAACAAAGGUCAGAUAUUCGCUGACCUCCAACUGAAAAACAACCAGUUUAUUCAAUCGUGGUUUAAACACAUGCAUCAGCAGUUUUGGGGGCUUUGUCAAGGAUAUGAUUUUACUUCUAAAAUGCUGCAAUAAUCAAGAGAUGUUAAAGUAAUACUGAUGUGGCGUUAAAGCACAUUGGCUGUAAUGAAAAUGAGCAUUAAUACCACCAAAGUUUACCACACUGACAUCCAGGUUUGGAUAAUGUGCACAUUUAUGGUAUACACAGUCAGAGAGGUGUUUGAGUUCACAUAAGCACAGUAGUUUGAAAGUCUUUGUUUGCUUCAAACAGUUUAAAAAAUGACUGCCAUCCCUGUUUUCAAAUGGAGCACUUGUACCUGUUGUGGCUGGUACAGUAAAAAAAAAAAUAACACUUCUGGGUAUGUUUGCCCACUACCCACAGGUAGCAAGAACAAGCUGCAAAGUGGCUUGACAGCAAACAGUUAUGAGUCAUUAUUCUGGCUGUUACCUCAAUCAGCACAGCCUCUGUUACACACAUCCUCACAUAUGAUUUCUACAACCUAGUUCAAAGUGUUGAUGUUCCAGAGAACCCGCAGGCUGUUUAAUGCUUAGAUGGGGAAUUUUUUACUCUGUUAUGCAGUAAGUGCUGCUGGGAUUACCCCCAGUGUGUGGGCUCACUGUAUAUGGUCAUGGGGUUCAGUGUAAAUCCUGUUUGCAUCUCUGUUUUAUCAAGGGUCGUGUGUUUUUUAUGAACCUCUGAACAUCCUAUUGAAUGUUGUACUCUGCCUUGCUUUACAGAAGUGGAUCCAACCGAAGAGGUCCAAUUGGUGUCUGUGAUUCUGGUGAGCCUGCUGCCUCUGGUGGUCAUGGGAAUCGUAGUCGUGGGGAUGUUCUACUGGUACAGAGCUCAUCGGCAGCGCAUGCACAACAGAGAAUGGGAGAGCAACGUCAAGAAGCGGAAACCAAAACCUGGUCUGGACUGCAGUGACGCCUGUGCCAUCAUGAUGGAUGAUGACAGGUCUGACAGCAGUUCGACGCACGCCAAUAACCUGAACCACAACACUGAGCCGCUGCCUAUAGAGCUGGACCUGCUGGUAAGCAGACCUACACCUGUUGUGUGGAGCUGCUCUUCUCUGAAAUCCUGAUCAAGGUCUGACCAGUGUUUGUUUCCUGUUACAGGUAGGAAAAGGUCGCUUUGCUCAGGUAUACAAGGCCAAACUGAAGCAGACAACCUCAGAUCAGUUUGAGACUGUGGCUGUUAAGAUUUUCCCCUAUGAGGAGUACGCUUCCUGGAAGAACGAGAAGGACAUCUUCUCCAACACAGACCUCAGACACGAGAACAUCCUCCACUUCCUCACAGCUGAGGAGAGGAAGGUGGAGAAACAGUACUGGCUCAUCACCGCCUUCCACUCCAGAGGAAACCUACAGGUGAGAGCAGCACUAUCAGGUAACCCAACAUGAGUGGGCCUGUGUAACUCUAUGAAGAUGAGCUUUACUGUGCAUACAGCAGUAUUUAUGUCAUUAUCAACCUUGUCAUAUCUACCUACACCAUUUCUUACAUCCCUUUGCCCUCCAGGAGCACUUGACCCGUAGUGUGAUCAGCUGGGAGGAGCUGCAGGUGCUGGGAAGCUCAUUGGCCCGGGGUGUCGCCCACCUCCAUAGUGACCGCCUCCCCUGUGGACGCCCAAAGGUAGGACAGAGUGAUUAUAACCAUGUGACAGCUGAAGAACUUCAUACUGGGGCUUAUCAUUUAAAACAACUAUGAUGAUUAUAGGUGUAAAUCCUUUAAUAUCUCACAACUAAUAUAUUUAAAUUCUGACCCCUUUAUUUAAUUCAAAAUCAAUUAUCGAGUCAAACCAAUUCACAACUGUCUUUUGUUCCACAGAUAUGCUAAUUACAGGAUGUAAUUAUUAGUUAUAAUACGAUAUACCACUGACAAAAGGGAAAAUGUGUUUUAGUUAAUGCAACUUUUGUAAUCAAGAGAGCAAUUAUGAAAAUACACCCUGCCAACACUGAGACAAAGGGUUAUAUUUUUGCUAAACUUGCAGUAUGAAUCUUUUUCAAACCUCAGUUUUUAGUGACUUAAUGAAAUAUUUUAAGAGCAAAAAGUUGAGUAUAGACAUGAAAUACAUACUUACAUAAUUCAUGGAAGACUUUGGCUAGCUGACUCUGUAUUUACUGGGGUCUUUAUUUCAAAUGCUUCAGAGUCAGAAUCAUUCACUGAACCGGUCCCCAGUGGCAGUAGAGGAUACACUCUGGCUGUGAGCAUGAAGGGUUGAAGGUCUGUCCAAAUGAAACAGGCGAUAUAUUAUGAUCGUCUUUUUGCUAAAGCAGGGUAGUUGUGUAGUGUGCAUGAAUCAACUGUUCCCUUUCUUUAAACUUUAGGCGCUGGCAUAUGACUUCAGCCUAACUUUCUCACUUUGCAAAUGGAGAUUGUUACAUCAAGCCUGUUUAUAUCCAGUGGACUGCAGUAUCAAAAGAGUGCCCAAACAUCAGCAUUCUCAUCAGACCAAUUUUCUCACUGCUACACAAAAUAGGGACAGCAGUAGCGAGCAUGUUAAUGAUGGCAGCUGCCCAGGACAUACCCUGUUGGUGGAUAAAAAACACUGUCUACAGCAGGUUUCCGAAGUAUAAAUUGGCUCCUAGUGAAACAAAAACAUAUUCACAAACAAAAUGUUUGACUUUUCAAAUUGGGUUCAUAAAGUAGAUAUUAAGAACUGCAAAUCUGACAUGAACCAAUUUUCCUACAACCCAAAUGACAAUUGCUGUCACUGUCUCAAUAGCCACAGGGAGGAAUGAUAAAAAUAACAUCUCGAGGGUAUUACAUGUGUCUACAUGUUCUGAGCUGAGAGCUCUCUUCUUUUGUACCUAAAGGUGGCCAUAGUCCAUCGAGACCUGAAGAGCUCCAACAUCCUGGUGAAGAAUGACCUGACCUGCUGCCUGUGUGACUUUGGGCUGGGACUGAGUCUGGACAGUAGCCUGUCAGUGGAUGACUUGGCCAACAGCGGACAGGUAUCCUCUCUAAUUCAAUGGAUCAUUUUUCUGAAUCUCUUUUUUUAAACUAGAUUUUAUCCUGAUACUGACUCAAAAGUCAUGGCACUAAGGUUUAGUCUUCAGUCCUCUAGAUUUGAAAUGUCAGCAUUGUAGAAGUGGUCCUUUAGGUUGACUGCCACACGUCUUUCAUCGGAAGAGAGACGAAGAAGAAAAAGUAGCAGACUGUCUAUAAACUCGCUGUAAAGUUCCUCAGAGAGAUGAUUGAACACUUAAAAAGUGACAUUCAAAGAUUCAUUAUGAAUCUAAAAACAAUGUUACAGCUGGCAGAUCUUAAGAUUACCAAAAAGCGAUCUGUGUGAAAUUGUGUUUUUCAAAAUAAAAGUGUGAUUUGACAGUACAGAAAAUAACGGGGGAGGGACAAACGACAAUGUGGUCAUUUAGUUAGUUUAAAGAGUUGCUUGCUUUGAUUACAGGGAUAUGGAUGUAAAAAGCACACUGAAAUAUAAGGAGUAGAAGUACAGAAGAGGACAAUAAUGAACAAAAAGUCAUAGCAAAAACUACAGAAGGUGCAGUGCUUGGAUUAAUAACUUAAAUGUGACCCUGUCAAAGACUCCCAUGACUUGGACUCUCUGUAGUCUCAAAUCAAAGUUCUGCUGUCAUGUGUGAGAUGUAUUGGCAGAAAAAGCGAAGUUGGUAAAAGAAGUGUUUGCUGUAAUAGAAGCAGCUCUGUUUUGGUAUUUUUUGGAUGGGAUAUGAACUGACUGUAUUUGUUUUUUCGUCCUUCAGCCGGGUCCUCUGUGUGUUCAUGUGUUUUGAUGGGAAUCAGAGAAUCAGAGGAAACCUGACAGAUACAGACAGGUGAUAAAAGGAUGAGGGCGUGGUUAAAACGGGCUUCAUUUAAUCAUGUUAAUUCCUCAAACAACUUUUAGUUUAUUUUAUAUCACAUCCUCUGUUAGGGACAGGUGAGACUGUGGGGACUUUCAGUUAGACACCUUUAACCCCUUUAUUCACUCAAACUGCUGUGUACUCACGCAUAGACACACAUCUAUGUACAGGUCCAUGCAGCACAUGCAAACAAUCUUGCAAUGCAUUUCCAAAUAAUGAUCCAUAGUUAUUAUUUUAAUCUAAAUUAGUGACUAGAAACUGAAGCUGGUGUGUGUUGAUGCAGUCUAGCUAAAAAGAGGAUGUAAACUCAGCUGCACAUUUUUCCUGCAAGAAGAAAGUCACAGGUAUUAUGUCAGCACCAUUUUGCAGACUUAGCCAGCAAGUUUCUUUGUCAUUUUGUGUUGAGCCACAGUUAUGUAAUGCUGCAAACUAAGGUUAAGUGCCUAUCAAGACUUAUUUAGUCUUAGUCAAAGUGGUCCUGUUAGAUAAUUUGUUAUUUUGGUUCCCAACUUUUCUGACAACUUUUAUCAAAUUUUCUGAUUCUGACAUGAAGGGUUGCUAACAUCAGGCACUGGUAUGCAGAUUGAUACGGAGUCAUGCAAAAACAUCACUUAAAACAAGCAGCUAAGGUAUUUCCCGUAUACCGUGUGACAUUAUCAGCUGUUUUCUUCUAAUUCAGAAUCCUUGAUGUCGGCAGAAACUGAUCACCCAAGAUGUGCAAAAUUGAAAAGCUAAAUUCGAGCUCAACUUGACUUUAACACCAUAACUUAGGUUUAAAUGACCCUUUCAAUAUCAACUUUGUUGUUUAAACCCAUUUUUACUCAAUAUGCUGUAUUUUUGGUUGCCUGUGUGGGUGCUACACCAAAGCCCAUUUACAGAAAAGCCCACCCAACCCAAAUGAAGCCCCUGUAGGUUCCAUUUUGAAGUUUCUGGAGAUUGAUAAGCUAUGUUUGAUAUUGAUUGAUAAGCUUUAGAUUUUGGACAUUGUGAAGUACAUUUUGCCUGCAGACAGGACCUAGCAUGUGUAACUUGAUCUGUGUUUUCAUUGUCAAAAAUUGAGACUAACAUGUGACAAGUAAAACAGAAAUUAAGUGUCUUUGUUGUUUGAUGUUUUUUUGGAAAGUCCAGAAAUAUGAAACAAGGAACUCGUCUGCAGGUUACCGAAACACGGCAGCUUAACAGCAACUUGGAAACUUUUGAUAUGCACCUUUAGAUUUAGCAUCAUUAGAUUAGUUCACAUGUGUUUACACCCAACAACCCCUUCAAUAACUACAAAAGAAAAUGGCAAAUUUUGUCUUUUAUCUGAUUCGAUCUUGUAUGCAACAACCGAGCAGCGAGCUCCAGCCUUUAAGAAUGAAGCUCAUGCUGAGGUGCUAAAACUGCAGUUCCUCAAGUGUCUACUUAUGGCUGGUUCCAAGAGCUAGAAAACCAUGUACACAAACCUUAAUAAAACCAAUCCUUACAGCAGGCAUAGACAUGUGAACAGCCUGAUAUUGAAAAUAAGUUUGGUCUGAAUGGCGUAAUUCUUUAUCUGUUCUCAGGCUCAUUCGCUAUGUUUAAGGUUAUGAGUUUGGCGGUCUGUGGUAACAACAUAUGAAUCCAGGAGGUGAGUCUUGUCCCUGUGACUGUGGUGAAUUAUUUUCUCUUUGUACUUCAGGUGGGUACAGCGCGAUACAUGGCUCCUGAGGUGCUGGAGGCCCGACUGAAUCUGGAGAACAUGGAGUCUUUCAAACAGACCGACAUUUACUCCAUGGCCCUGGUGCUUUGGGAGAUGACGUCCAGAUGUGAAGCUGUUGGAGGUCAGUACAUGUCGGUAUAUCAACUAGUUUAAUAUUUAGGGAUGUGGGAAAUGUGGUGUGUAACACAAGGCCACAUACUGGUUUAAAGAGUCUAAUGUAUCGUGUCGGUAAGUAGAUUAGUGGGAUGAGUCACAACACAUCAUUUGCACAGAGUUAUUACAACAACACAGCCUGUUGGAGUUUGUAGCUGCAGCAGCAGUUUGUGAAUUUAUGUGCUAAAACCACUUAAAACUCCCAUCAGCUGUUAGUAAGAGAAACCACAGAACUGCAAUGGACUAUCUUCAUCAUAUAAACCUGAAAAAUCUGACAAACUGUCAUCAUGUACAGAUCCCUGUUAAAGAGGAACCCACAGGGACAUUAGAUAGUGAGAAUCAGGAGCGAGAUCAUGCCAUUUGUGACUGAAAAUCACAACACAGAUAACAGAGCUUAUGCCAGCCACUUCUUAGUUAACAAUUAGAAGCAAUUAAAAACAACAAAUGCAAUAAAAGAAGAAAACUGAUUAUUUUACUGUCAAAUUUGUCUUUUCAACUUGACAAAAGGGCAGAUUUUUACAAUGUUUUGUCUUUUUGACUUAUUAUUAAUCAUGGAGCGGUGAAAUGACCAGAAUUUGUCAGAAAAUUGGCGUUUAAACAACUUACAGCCUGCAAUAUAGUGGUAAUAUAUUAGAGUGUGAUGUAAGAGGAAGAUGGCAUCAGUAAGAGUAUGAUCCAAUUAUUCAAAUCUCAAGACUCCUAAACUCUGUGAAGGUUAUUUUAGCUUGAUCUUAAUCACACCAGCCAUAAGCAUAAAAUGUACAAAUGUAACAUGUCCUGCUUUUAAACAAAUUUUUGAAUGGAUAAAUAAUGAGGCCGUGACUUUCAGGAGGUAAAUCUUCUUUUCUUCACUUCUUGGUUUGAAAACACUAAGAGGCCAACAGGAUGAAAACAGGUCGCCGCUCAACACGGUUCAAACACUCCAACAGGGAACAACGUGAUCGUUCUGAGGUCACUGCUGACGCUUGCUCACAUGCUUUUAGCACAUUUAGACUCAUAAGAUAAAGAGGAACACAGUUCAAUGCAUGCUAAUAACAGACAUCCAGUCUAGGUACAGACACAGGUCAGCCUGGCAGCAUUGUAUACAGAAUUAAAAAACACAUGAUGUGGAUAACAGCGGUUCUGCAGCUCUAAUGUACUCAGUCAGACUCUGCCUCUUUUGACACCAGAAAAUCUCCAUCUAAAGCAAAUCAGACAAACACUGAUGAGUUCACCUCUGAUUCUGUGCAUCAUUGCUAUCAUUCUUCACCUUUUUUAUUCUGCUGUGAUUGUUUUUCCACUUUGAAGGUCUGUGACCCACAUCCUGCAGACAAGAGGUUCAGCUUCAGUUUUAGUUAUGCAGUGAUAGGGGGUGGGGGGUGUUAAGUGUCAACAGUGAGUCUGAUGGUCGUGUCUGUCAGACAGCACCUCGACCUCAGCUCCAGGUCUGCAGCCGGAAUCUGAGGAAUGUCUGAUAUGUGAAGGAGACAAUCUGCUGUUGCCCUUCUUUGGGCAGGAAAUCAGGGAGAGACAGCAACAGUGGCUACUGUACCUGUUAUAGCUGCCUGUGCAUGUGUGAGUGAGAGUGUGCAAGUGUCUGUGGUCAUGAGGGGAAACGUUCACAGAAGAGCAGGAAAACUAAAGCAAGGAGAUCUUUCCUCCUUGGGUUAGAGUGAGGGUAAGUCUGUGUGCAUGACUAGCUGUGGAGUGUGCAACAAAGUUACUCCUGACCCACCAAUGUGUGUUCAGGUGCAACAAGUAUUUCUAUUUUAAGGAAGAACAGGAGAAUACUGACAAUCUAAUGCAUUAUUACCCCUGGUAUUUUCCUCUCUGGAGUUGAGUCACAUUACACACAGAGAGACUGGAAUACACACACAUGCAAAAACAGGGUCCUAUAAAGAAGCACUAUCAGAGAUAGAUGUCAGAGUGAGGGGGCUGCACGUGGGCCAGAGCCCCAUGCCAUUAGGGCUUAAGUGUCUUGAGCAAGGUCACCUCACCAGUGUCCAGAUGAGCCGGCACCUGCUCAGCUAUUAGCCCAACUACCAGAUUUGGUCCAUACUGAGGCUUGAACCAGCACCCCACAGGCCCUCAAAUCAAGCCAAAUCAAGACAAUUGUUAAGUCAGCUCCUUUUACUGAAGACUAAAGUAGAAGCCGGUCUUGCUCCUGAUAAAUUUGAGAGAGUGAUACAUGCUGCUCUAACACCUCGUCCUCACUCGUAUAAUUCUUUGUAUGGAAAGAAAAAGGGAGACUAUGAUCACACCCCUCACACUAUUUACACUCUCAUCUGUCACUGGAUGGUUUUAAAAUGUUGUUGCUGCCCUUUAAGGCCCUUAAUGGGGUAGCACUAACUUAUUUGCUGUGUACCUGAUUAUACAAUUUUUUUUUUUUUUGACCAGUAAACAUUUAUCUUUGCUGUAAAGCUAAGCUUCUAAGAAAAGGUAUGUUUGUGCUCUCUUGGCUUUUGGAUCUAACCGGACUUCUGUGGAACUGCAGUUUCCUCCCUCUGCAUUGGUUUAAUUUCUCUCAGACCGGAGAUUGCAGCUUGAUUCAAACAGAAAUUUACAGGUUUCAGAGAGGGUUUUUUUUGUUUUGUUUUCUUGUCUGAGCUCAAACAAAUGCUGUGCCUGUUUGAUAUGAUUAAUGAUACAAUAUUUCAUAAAUUUAUAAUUGAAGUAAAGGCACUAUGAAAUCAGCAUCAGUGGGAUACAUUUUUACCCAAAGUUCAAAACCUCCUGUGGUUCCCCUGAACUACUCUCCUAAGAGCAGAAGAGCAGUAGGGCUGUCAGCCCCACCUUGAUCCCCUGGCUGGCUGUUUUUUUUCUGGACUCUUUGAGACAUUUAGAACCAGACAGCCACAUUCCAGCAUCUGUGUGUUUGUCUGUGUGUUUAUUUCAGAGACAGCUUCAUAGAAAUAGAGGAAGAGAGAUGGACGGCCCGACAGACGCCCUCAUCUCGCCCUGUGUCUGUCUCACUUUGAACGCUGUAUGUGUGUGUGUGUGUGUGUGUGUGUGUGUGUGUCUCCUCUGUCUCCACCCCAACAACAGGGUAGAGAAUGGUGGAUAGAAAUACUACCCUGUGCUGGCAUUGUUGUUGUGGUCAGUUAUAGUACAACUUCAGUGAGUCUCUGAGCAUUUUAUUUACAUGUCCCGAAUUAGCCUGGAGGGUGCGGCGGGUUCUGCCUGUUCUGUCUGAGGCUCGUGAAUGAGACGGUUUUUGGUACCAGCUGGCUGGGGGUGUGGUUUUAACUGGCUGGGGUAAAGGCAGAGAGACAGAAGAGGUUUUACAAGUUAAAGAAGCAUUUUCAACAUAAAGAGAAACACUUAUAUUCCUUCUUGAUAUAAUAUGUUUCUGAGUGUAGUCACAAUUAAACACCUCCAGCACGCAACUCAACUCUUACCCACAACUUGUCAAAGUCACAUUUGUGUUUUGAAAUGUCAGUAAGUGUUCAAUGUGGUGGCUGUGGCUCAGUGGUAGUCAGUAAACUUUCAUUCUGACGGUUUGUAGUUUAAUCCCAUCUUCUGGUAUCCAUUUGAAAACACUGAACCUCAAAUUCCCCCAGUGGUAAAGCCAGCGCUGUGUGAACACAUGGGAUUGGUUGAUACUGAUGAGCACCUCAAAUAGCCACGUCUUUUAUCUGUGUGUAAAUGUGGUAUAAAUGGGUGACCUUUGGGCUGCACAAUUUAGGAGAAAAAUGAUACAGUGGUCCUUUUUUUCUUUCUGCAGUAAAUGUUGCAAUAUUAUGUUAAUCCGCCUGUAAACAUAUUCAUUUUUGCUCAAAAAAAGCUUUUUUUGGCCUUGUGUCUACGUGGUUUUUAAUGUUUAUGCAGACAGCCUGAAGCAGGUAUUGUAGUUUUUAGCACUUGUGCAUCAGCUCCAAUCUUCUAGACUCGAGCACAGAGACAAGAGGAGAAGAGAGUAUAAGUGGAGCACUACUUUACUUUAACUAUAAUAAUAGAGCAAAGCAGUUGAUUGGCAUGUAAUCAAUAAUUUAAGAAUUCCUGACAUUUUUUUUACUGUCUUCUUGUGUGCAUCCACUGCAGGUGUAGCAACCGAAAGUAAAUACUCUGUGGUCCCAUGAGCGGUUUGUAAGCUCAUCAUGCAUAUAUCUGAUGUAUCAUCAUGCAUUUGCAUGAUGCAUGUAGGUUUACAUUCUGCAGUCCCAAGACACACAGACCCACACAGACUCAGGCUGCAUGCACAGCAGUCAGUACUCUGUUGCUGGAGUAAAAUCUCCUAAAUGUCUUUGUGUGAAAUUCCUAAAAGUGGGCAAAUUGAGAUAAAAUAACCAAACCUUUUGUGUGCAACAGGACAGAAAUAUAAGCCAUGAUGGUCUGGGAUUUCUUUCCUUCCUGUUGUUUAAUCUGCUGCAGAAAUACAACUCUGACAUGAUUUUACUAAAGUGUGCAUUUAAAUGUAUUUCUCAUGUCAGAGUUGGCUCUUAGAAAGGCUGACUCGUUCAUGCCUGUGGUCAGUCCUGGUUUGAUUACCUCUUUAGGUGACUGUCAAGCUGGGCCUUGCUUUAGUUUAGGAAGCUAACUGUAUCCAAGUCUAUUGAACUUCCUUUGUCAUACAGCCCUCUGAUUCUGGCUGGUGUCUCCUCUCUUCCUCUGUCUUCUUUAAGCCAAACCGAAACAUCUCAAACUGCACUGAUGACACACUUUCACAGCACCCUAAUGUGCUCACCACAAACGUGCAGCUGUGAGCCAAUAACUCUCUCCUGAGGUGUGUGGAGAGGUUUUAUUUUGAUCAGUGGGCGUGGUCCUUUAGAGUUCAUGCUGGUUUACUUCGUCUUCUUCUGUAGUUUGUUUUACAGCUGUGUGGGAUCAGUCUCAUGUUGUACGCCUGUGGAGAGACUGAGGUCUCUGAUGCUGUGUUUCGUUUAAGAUUUCAGAUCCCAGACAGCACAGACAGCCACAGAGGUUUCUGCUAACCUCCAGGCCACAAAGGUUUCAGACAGAUAAUCUGAAAAGGAAACUGUCGUAAACCACUUUCCGCCCCUUGGAUUGGAUAUACCAGAUUUUAACUACAGGCCCCAGACAGUGAGGGAAAGUGAGACUGAGGCUCUGGUUGCAGCCUCUUGUGAAAUCUGUUCUCGAACCACGGAUGAAAUUCUUCUCAUAACUUCUAAAUGUCCAGAGCUGUUAUGGAGGAGCAGGCCAGGAGCAGACCACUUUUUUGUCUUCAAAAUAUCAGCCUGAAACAAGGAGACAAGUGUAGGCUGGAGGAGCCAAAUCUGCUUCAGAGCAUGAAUGAAACCUCUUCCAAUCAGUUAUUCCUUAUAUUCAAGGGCUGCUCCACCUCUUUUAUUUCUGUUCUUUUUCAUUUUGGGUUUCCUCGCUCUUUGCUGUUCUGCAUUUCAGCUGUACCCAGUCCAGGAAAAUGUGUGGUAUUUAUACCAGCCUCACAGCAGGAGAUCUAAAAAGCAGAGAGCUGCGGACAAUACUGGUCCUGGCUGGCAUAAAUAAGGUCUCUCCUGGGGAAUGGGCCGGGCCGGCUAGGUCUUGUUUUAAAUACCAAAAACGAGGGAAGUUCCACAUGUAAAAAACAGGAAGUAGAGGCCUGUGGAGUCAGCUUCUCAGCACACAGUCCUGAUCCUGAUCCUGGCCCUCCACCUUCCUGUCUGGGGGUUCCACUCCGAUCUCCCCACGUCCGGUGUUUGAGGAUGCAGCAGCAGGGACUGCAGGAACCUGAGUGAAACUUAACCACCACAGCUUUUCCUAGAUUUCUUCACACUGUCCCAAAGAAAAAAAGCUGAGCGAGUGUUUGAUGAUCUCACAUGAUCCUCUUCAGCAGGUGGACUGACAAAGUUCAUUUAACAGCUCCCUGGAGGCCACAGUCCAACCAGUCUGAGAAUAAAAAGUUAUGUGAACCUUUCACCGUUGGUUCAGUGCCUUUCUUGGCCAUCACAGACCCGUUUGGGCUUUAGUUUGUAAAACACAGCACAGGCUCAAAGUGUUAGAAGCUGCUGCCUUUAGCUUUGUAGCUUUUGAAACAAUAAGCAUGUUAACAUUUUUUCCAGAAAAAUAAAUGUAUGUACUUAACAUGACUAUUUAUGCAGUUCUACAUACAAAGCCAAAUCCCAAAGUUGUUAAAUCAUGGGAGUUUUGCUGAAGUCAGGACAGGCUCCUGUGAUCUUCAAAAACCACGGGCAUAUGAACCAGUGGUUUUCAUUUCCAUGGCAACUUCAUCAACUUUUUCACUCAGCUUAAAAAAAUUAGAAAUCAGUCUGUUUUUUUUUUUUUUUUGUAGAAGGUGGUCCUCAGGAUCCCCCACUCUGGCUAGUUGGUGCACCAUAGAGGCUGUCAGACAGUCUGUUUUCUUAAAUGUCUUUGUGAUCAGUCUUCUGAUCAUACAGACAUUUUGCCACCAAGUUUACUUGCUGGCUGGAGAUUUUGCAAAGACAGGGGAUGUUGUUGUUGGGCAAAAUCUUGUCAAAACCACAAGUAGAUUUGUCAGCCCUUUUCUGAGGGUAUAGUUGAAGCUAGCUAUAGUGCUGGGGCCGCAGCAAUGUCUGCCCAUUUUUUCUCUCUUACUCUGUCAUGAGGUAAACAGAGUAUAUUGUUUUGUUUCAAACCCUCAGGUUUCUCCUUAUUUUUCACAGUCCAGUCAAACAGAACUAGAUAUUCUUGUGCCUCUCUCAUAUGUUUGUUUGGCUAGUUUACAGCUCCCUGUUAGGUGCUUGCAGAGGUGUACCUAUUUGUUGUUGAAUCAUUGAUGCUAUUGAACAACACAGUGUAAAGAAGACAGGAUAUGCAAUAACAUCAUCUGCAAUAACAUCACACAAGCAUGAUUUUAAUGUUAGAAGAAAAUGACUCCAAGAAGCCUAGAUUGAGUUUGAAGACCACCAUAUACCACACAACCUUGAUGAAAGUAGCACGCUCCAACUUUUGCAGAACUUGUGAUUUAAUCAAACUUUGGAAAUUUGUAUGUGACUAAAAAUUGCUGCAAGUAGCAUAUGGGGGAGGACCAGCAUAAGUUAAAGAGUAAAAGUUAAGUUAAAUUAAACCUGACCUUGCAGCAGUGAGCAUGAAGUUAAUUAUUAAAAGAAAAUGUCAGAUGCUGCUAAAUUUGUUAAACCUAACCUGCACACAAAGGUGGAAAGUGAUCAGUGUUUAGCAGGUUGGAAAAUACAGGACAAAGAUAUAAAGAUUAGAGUAGAAAAUUAUGCUGUGACUGCAUGUGAGUCUCUGGCCCCGAUGGGUAGAGGAAGGGUACUUUGCUGCGCUCGUGUCUCAUUUCACAGUAACUGUGAGAUCCUGAGAGCUUUCUCUUUUGGGCUGAAGACAGACUGCAGCUGUUGUGAGUUCAGUUUCAUGAGAUCUGGAUCCAAUCCCAGAACUUUGUUUUUCAUUUUUCAUGUUUUCAGUGUUAGCCCCUCUCUUCUGGUGCUUUAACAUGCAAUAAAAAAAAAAAAAAAAAAAAAAACGGGGGGGGGUUACUUCAGAUUAUGACUAAUUGACCAUUAAUGGAUGCUGAGUUGGUGCUUUUACAAACAUUUAGAGUGAGCAUUUUCCCUCUUGAUGUCCUGCAGUAUUGGUGCCCAAAACUCUAACAUCUUCGGGGGAAAAACAACUCAGUGGGUUGGAGCUGAAUGUUGUCAUAUCCGGAUGUUAGCACUUUCAAAUCACAUUAACCCAUCAGGCCACCUGUUUCACUUCACCUUCCUCUUAUUUUAACCACAAUUCUUUCACAAAGCAAGUUAUGAUAUCUGAGCUGUUUUUUUGGUUUGAUAAUCAUUUCAUUUUUACAUCUUUUUCAGGGAGUUUUGUAAGUGACAGAAACAUGAUGAUGCCAGCAGCAUGACAUUGACAAAAAAGUACUUCUGCAUUUGUAAAUCAGUUGCAGUUCAUAUCUGAUCUGUUGUGAUUGUGUCUUGCAGAGGUGAAAGACUACGAGCCGGCAUAUGGCUCUAAGGUACGAGAGCACCCCUGUGUGGAGAGCAUGAAGGACAACGUGCUGAGAGACAGAGGCAGACCUGAGAUCCCAGACAGCUGGCUUACACAUCAGGUCAGACAAACUCUGAAAUCACAUUGACAUACCAGCAUGCAGACACUUAAAACUAGUGCUGAUGGCUAUUAAGAAGUAACCACUCUCACAUUUAUUAUAGUUUUGUAAAGAAGUUCAGUGAUGUAAAUUAUCCUGAUGUUUAAUUUUGCCCCAAAAUUUUAGCUUCUUCCUGACAGCAACUAAAUCACUUUUCUGCAUUACCUGCAAAUUGGAAUGUAACUUAGUCCACCGCCAUUAGCCUUUUAAAGCAUGAAAUAGUGAUAUGAAACUGUCAUAUGCUCAUGUGACAGAGCAGAAAAGAGAGGACCAAAGACUGGAUGUGUUUUAAACCAAUCAUGAAGGAAGCUCUUUACUGUAGUUUCCUUGACUGAGAGUCAUGAUUAACAUUUGAUUAAAUAUCUAACAGUAUUAAUGUCAGAAGUCAACUAGGAUGACAUGGUAAUAAAGACCACAACCUGAAGAACAUCCAACUUACAUUUAGGAGGUCUGAUGACACUUGCAUGGUCUCUAUGGCAACACUCUAUGGUCAAAACAGUGACUAUAAUUGGUUAUCCAUUUUUUAUGUGGAUUAUCAGUGAAAUAUAUUAACUUCACUCCAAAACAAGGUCUACUUUCACCAUAAAGACACCAUCAGGAUCAUUUCAGAAUCAGGAUCAUCUCCUUUCAUUUCAAUGAACCACAUACAUAUGACUCACAGUAUUUGGUAGUUUAUGCAUUGACAAAAAGCGUGAUCACAUUUACUCUCAUUGAUAUUCAGAUGACAAUUUUGAAAACAAUUGGUCAUGAUUGAAUCAUAAAAACAACAAACCCUUGAACGAACUGCUUCCCCCAUUAUGUGUCCCAGAGUCAGUUCAGACCUCCAAACUCUCUGUAACCUCUUAGCUGUGCCCCAGUACUCUAAGGGAUGCAACAUUUUGAGGCUAGCUGCCUGUGGUCUCCACAGCAGCUGCUUCUGUGGUCAGUUUUCCCCGUCUCUUUUACCGUCUGAUGACUUCUCAUGCUGUUUCUUUUAAACCCGCUCCACCCUGCUCCUCUUUUUUUCUCCUCAUGGUGAGUUACCUUCCACCUUGUUUCCAUGUUUGGAGGUUUGGUUCAUCCUCCUAGCUAUUAAGUUGGUUCCUCGGCUAUACAUGUGUCCAAUCAGAUAGCGUGUUUCAUGAGGUUAUGUUUCAACCAGGUAAAGAUAUUUGUAAAACACGCUAUGCAUGAAACUGAACAUUGAAAGAUCCAAAAACAGUACAGUUUAAACUUAGUGCAUAAAACUAAAGCUAGAUUUACAUUUAUGAAAACGUGUUUGGCACAAUAAAGUGAAGCAUGCAGAGCAAAGAGGGCACAGCAAAAAAAAAAACAUAAAAAAUGCUUCCUUUAUGAGACAUUUAAAUAACAUAAUAACGCAGCUGUGAAUCAAUUUGUCUUGAAUGUAUAUGUCAUAUUGUGACCCAUACUGGCCUCAGCGUUCUGCACAUGCUCCAGAUUUCAUGCACAUCCCAAGCUUUGAUCCUGAAGUUGAGGAGCAUAACCACAAAGAAAGCUAAGUGGUAAACAAAGCUUUGACAGAAGAAGAGAGGGAGAAGAAAAUUGAAGUUGUCUUGAUUUGUGACAUAAUUGGUCAUCUGGGGGACAGUUGAGCUGUUGUGCUGAAAGGGACCUGUCUCACCUGGCAUUGCAGAAGCAGCCAUACUGCAGUCAACUACCUGGUUUUUGCACAGUUCCUUGGACAAAGACAGUAGUCCAGUAAAUCAGGCCAAAACCACGGCUCGACUUAAAUGUGCAACGAACUGCUGGAAGCAAAUUAUAAUUAUUGUCCUCUCCUCCUCCUCUCACAGGGUGUUGCAGUGAUCUGUGCUACCAUUAAAGAAUGCUGGGACCAUGACCCCGAGGCCCGACUCACCGCCCACUGCGUAGCUGAACGUAUAUCAGAGUUGGAGGAAGAGAUGGACAAACUGUCCAACCGCAGCUCAUCAGAGGAGAAGAUCCCAGAGGAGCAGAAGAUCCCCAUUGAGGUGGAGAUGCCAGACAUGGUGAAAAUCACAGAAAUACAAGAUAUAAUAGCCGUGGACUGUUCUGUCAGUGAUGAAAAGUGAGACACACAUGGACUCAUUGGGUGAUUUUUCAACAAGAGCACUUAUUCUGCUUGUAGGGGGAUUUAAAAAAGAAACCUCUGCAGUGAUUUUCAGGAGCUGAGCUCCUGAAUCCCAGGACUUUGAGUAGGGUUACAUUAUUGUUUCUUAUUUUAACCCUGCAGAGGGUCUCUGGGUUUUGCUCUUGAGCUUAACCACCUCUUAUAUGUAACAACCUGCCUUAAUCAGCUGAAAAGCCAAAGAGCCAAAACAAAGGUAACUGGAAGCUUCCAAAGAUGUGCAGACAGUAUUUUCAAGAGUCAGACAGGCUUCUGUGUCAUUGUCAGAAAUAAAGAGGGCAGUAACUGUUAAACCAAAGACAUUUGAUGUGCACUUUACGCUUUGAUACUUAAGCAUUACAGAUGUGUGUUGUUCUUAUAUUGUUGUGUAUUCUAACGAAAGUCUGCCUGAAAGUGUUCUUGUGUUUGACUUUGAGCCGGCAGAGAUGCUGCCUCUUGAUGAUGCUGUGGGCUCAGGACCCAGCAGCAGGUAUCCAAAGGAAAGUUUGUGUGUGUGUAUGUGUGUGUGUGUGUGUGUGUGUGUGUGUGUGUGUGUGUGUGUGUGUGUGUGUGUGUGUGUGUGUGUGUGUGUGUGUGUGUAUAUACUCAUGGGUUUAAAGAUGUUUUCAGAUUAAAAGCAUUGCUUUUUUUUUUUUUGCUUUUUUUCUUUUUUGUGGGGCACUGUAACAGUUCAUGGAAAAGCAGAUUUCAAUGCGACAAGAAAAAUUGAACAGCCUCAAGGAUCUCAGAAGAACCAGAAGCAAGUAUUUUAUUAAAGACUUAAUGAGGACUUUUAUAACCAGUCCUCUGUCACAUUUGGUGACAUGACUGUUCUGAGAGCCUGUGGUGAGGAGACCAAACUUCCCCGUUUCAUAGGAGUAAAUAAAAAGCAAAGGCCCAGACCCAGAAACAGUGUCUAAAGGAGGAGUUGGGCUGGAUGUUGUGAGGUGGUUUGUGGAUGAAGCAUAAAGUUUAGAUAAAACAGUGAAUGAGCAGAAGGUAACUGAGCUGUCAGCUGAUUCAAGCUGGCGUUAAGGCUGGUCUCUUUUAGACAUCCUGGUACUGAGCAAAGAUAAAAUUAGCAAAAUCAAAUGCAGUUCCUGGAGGAGAAAACCAAAUCACUCACAAUGUCUGCUUAUCCAGAUGACAGUAUGGAGGUAUGACUAUCAGAUUCUCUGGUGAUAUCACACGGAUAACAAAAGGCAGUAAAGUUGCAUCUGUUUUGAGCUGAACACACAAACAGUAUUUUUUUUAUUACUCAGCUUUACAUAAUCUAUGUUUGCCAGAUAAGCAAACAAAUUGUAAAUCAAGGCAAGAACUGUACAAAGGGGAAAAACCAGCCAAAAGGGAAAUGUUGCCUGUGCUUAUCUUUGAACACAGAUUGAGAGCUUUCAUAAAGAUGUAUUUUUAACCAUUUUGUAUGUUUUCUAUCUAUAUCUACAAGUGUGUGCCAAAGAUAUUUUAUCCUGCUUUAUACCAACAGUAUGUGUCAUAUGUAAAAUAGUGUAAAUCUUUUAUGAAUUAAAGAUAUUUCUGUACGCUGA
This is a messenger RNA of Xyrichtys novacula (pearly razorfish), 41804 nucleotides long. The record is from the annotation of a GenBank genome assembly. NCBI's taxonomy places the organism in Eukaryota, Metazoa, Chordata, Actinopteri, Labriformes, Labridae.